Poecilia latipinna (sailfin molly) is the source of this 1617-nucleotide messenger RNA. Its product is annotated as cytohesin-3-like. Gene Ontology annotation, biological process: regulation of ARF protein signal transduction. The record is from RefSeq and is a predicted model, not a curated record. Gene Ontology annotation, molecular function: guanyl-nucleotide exchange factor activity. The transcript is spliced from 12 exons. The coding region runs from base 409 to 1524 and encodes 371 amino acids. Lineage: Eukaryota; Metazoa; Chordata; Actinopteri; Cyprinodontiformes; Poeciliidae.
GCCCUAAUUGCAAUGUGUGUGUGGCCGUGAAUACAGGCGGAGCAGAUAGAGGAUGGAGCAGAGGGACCGAGGAGCAGCCGCCUCAGAUCUCAUGCCCAAAACAUCACCUUCCGCGCGAGAGGAUUCGCCUUCUCUCCACGCGCAGAGUUUGGAUUCCGCUCGCGUUCAUUCGCGUCCUCGCUUCGUCGCUGACAGCAGCCGCGCGUCGGUCCGCUUCUGCCGUCUGUCUGUGAACACAGCACCGGUUCUGGCUUUUAUGUCCCGGUGAAAUUCUACUGAAAACGGAGGGGGAGAAAAAAAAAAAAAAAAAAAAAAUAAAAAAAAAACAACCAAAAAAACCCAGUGUGAUACAUUUCACGCAAGGUUUCACACAUUCAGCUGGACUGCAAAGUCGCUCCUCCAAUCGAAAUGGAUGAAGACAAUCAUGUCCCUGAGGAUCUGUCUCUGGAGGAGAGGGAUGAGCUGUCCAGCAUCCGGCGGAGGAAGAGGGAGCUGCUUGAUGACAUCGAGAGGCUGAAAUUUGAGAUCGCAGAAGUCAUGACAGAGAUUGAACAGCUGACGUGUGUCGGGGAAAGCAAAACGUCCCAGAGGAACAAGCAGAUCGCCAUGGGCAGGAAGAAAUUCAACAUGGAUCCCAAAAAGGGAAUCCAGUUCUUGCUGGAGAACGACCUGCUCCAGAACACUCCGGAAGACAUCGCCCAGUUCCUCUACAAAGGCGAGGGCCUCAACAAGACCGUCAUCGGGGACUACUUGGGCGAGCGGGACGACUUCAACAUCAAGGUGCUUCAGGCUUUUGUGGAGCUGCAUGAGUUCGCCGACCUGAACCUCGUCCAAGCGCUGCGGCAGUUCCUGUGGAGUUUCCGUCUGCCAGGUGAAGCCCAGAAGAUCGACCGCAUGAUGGAGGCGUUUGCCUCGCGCUACUGCCAGUGCAACCCUGGAGUCUUCCAGUCCACAGAUACCUGCUAUGUGUUGUCAUUCGCUAUCAUCAUGUUGAACACCAGUCUACACAAUCCAAACGUCAGAGACAAGCCCCCCGUCGAGCGUUUCAUCUCCAUGAACAGGGGAAUCAAUGAAGGAGGCGAUCUGCCAGAAGAGCUUCUCAGGAAUCUUUACGACAGCAUCAAAAAUGAGCCCUUCAAAAUCCCAGAGGACGACGGGAACGACCUGACACACACAUUCUUCAACCCGGACAGAGAGGGCUGGCUCUUAAAGCUGGGCGGCAGAGUCAAAACGUGGAAGAGAAGAUGGUUCAUCCUAACUGACAACUGCCUCUACUACUUUGAAUACACAACAGACAAAGAGCCUCGCGGAAUUAUUCCCCUUGAAAACCUGAGCAUUAGAGAGGUGGACGAGCCCAGGAAACCAAACUGCUUUGAGCUCUACAAUCCCAGCCACAAAGGUCAGGUCAUCAAGGCCUGCAAGACAGAGGCAGACGGGCGAGUGGUGGAGGGCAACCACGUGGUGUACAGGAUAUCGGCCCCAACCCCGGAGGAGAAGGAGGAGUGGAUCAAGUCCAUCAAGUAAGACCCGGCUUGUUGGCGCGGAUCCAUUUCCACUCAGGGGGCACUUAGCCAGCGCCCACAUGAGACGUUCACAUGUCUGACCUUCACACUGGGA